Molecule: messenger RNA, 2408 nt
Organism: Oryctolagus cuniculus (rabbit)
Lineage: Eukaryota; Metazoa; Chordata; Mammalia; Lagomorpha; Leporidae
Source: RefSeq, a predicted model, not a curated record
AUCCCGUCCUGCUCUGCGGCGCAGGGGCAAGAUGGCUGCCGAGAAGCAGGUUCCAGGCGGCGGCGGCGGCGGCGGCAGUGGUGGCAGUGGCGGCGGCGGAGGCGGCGGACGCAGUGCCGGAGGAGACGAAAAUAAAGAAAACGAGCGGCCCUCGGCUGGCUCGAAGGCGAACAAGGAAUUCGGGGACAGCCUGAGUUUGGAGAUCCUUCAGAUCAUCAAGGAGUCCCAGCAGCAGCACGGCUUACGGCAUGGGGACUUCCAGAGGUACAGGGGCUACUGUUCCCGAAGACAGAGACGUCUCCGGAAAACACUCAACUUCAAGAUGGGCAACAGACACAAAUUCACGGGGAAGAAAGUGACUGAAGACCUUCUGACUGAUAACAGGUACCUGCUUCUGGUCCUGAUGGAUGCCGAACGAGCCUGGAGCUAUGCCAUGCAGCUCAAACAGGAAGCCAACACGGAGCCCCGGAAGCGGUUCCAUUUGCUGUCUCGACUGCGCAAAGCGGUGAAGCACGCGGAGGAGCUGGAGCGCUUGUGUGAGAGCAGCCGCGUGGAUGCCAAGACCAAGUUAGAGGCGCAGGCCUACACCGCUUACCUCUCGGGAAUGCUGCGUUUUGAGCAUCAGGAAUGGAAGGCUGCCAUUGAGGCUUUUAACAAGUGCAAAACGAUCUAUGAGAGGCUGGCGAGUGCCUUCACAGAGGAGCAGGCUGUGCUGUACAACCAGCGAGUGGAGGAGAUCUCGCCCAACAUCCGCUACUGUGCCUACAACAUUGGGGACCAGUCAGCGAUCAAUGAACUGAUGCAGAUGAGAUUGAGGUCUGGUGGCACCGAGGGUCUCUUGGCUGAAAAAUUGGAGGCGCUGAUCACUCAGACGCGGGCCAAGCAGGCAGCCACGAUGAGUGAGGUGGAGUGGAGAGGAAGGACAGUCCCUGUGAAGAUCGACAAAGUGAGGAUCUUCUUGCUGGGCCUGGCUGAUAACGAGGCGGCCAUCGCCCAGGCUGAAAGCGAAGAAACCAAGGAGCGGCUGUUUGAAUCCAUGCUCAGCGAGUGUCGGGACGCCGUCCAGGCGGUUCGGGAAGAACUCAAGCCAGACCAGAAACAGAGAGAUUACACUCUUGACGGGGAGUCGGGGAAGGUUUCUAAUCUUCAGUACCUGCACAGCUACCUGACCUACAUCAAGCUGUCGACGGCCAUCCGGCGGAAUGAGAACAUGGCCAAAGGUUUGCAGAGGGCCCUGCUGCAGCAGCAGCCGGAAGACGACAGCAAGCGCUCCCCGCGGCCCCAGGACCUGAUCCGGCUCUAUGACAUCAUCCUCCAGAACUUGGUGGAACUGCUCCAGCUUCCUGGCUUAGAAGAGGACAGAGCUUUCCAGAAAGAGAUAGGCCUCAAAACGCUGGUGUUCAAGGCUUACAGGUGCUUCUUCAUCGCUCAGUCCUAUGUGCUGGUGAAGAAGUGGAGUGAAGCCCUGGUCCUGUACGAUCGGGUCUUGAAGUACGCGGACGAGGUCCACGCUGACGCGGGAGCCUUCAAGAACAGCCUGAAGGACCUGCCCGACGUGCAAGAGCUCAUCACGCAAGUGCGCUCGGAAAAGUGCUCCCUGCAGGCCGCCGCCAUCCUGGAUGCAAAUGACAACCACCAGACGGAGACGGCUUCCCAAGUGAAAGACAAUAAGCCUCUGGUUGAACGGUUUGAGACAUUCUGCCUGGACCCUUCCCUUGUCACCAAGCAAGCCAGCCUCGUGCACUUCCCGCCGGCCUUCCAGCCCAUCCCCUGCAAGCCUUUGUUCUUUGACCUGGCCCUCAACCACGUGGCCUUCCCUCCCCUGGAGGACAAGCUGGAGCAGAAGACCAAGAGCGGCCUCACCGGCUACAUCAAGGGCAUCUUCGGGUUCAGGAGCUAACCCGGCUGUGCCACGGGGGCGGGGGUGUGCCUGCGAGUCCCAGCCGUCCCACAUUAAACCCCGGUCUGCACUGGCCCAGGCAGCCCUGCCUUGCUACGUCGUGUGUUUGUGCACUCGUUCUUGACCGUUGUGUUAGAAGGGCACCCUGUCAGCUUCUGGCUGGUGUGUGCGGGUCGCUGUGUCUCCUGUACUUCCUGGAGGGGGUGCCCACGGCUAUCUGGCCCCUCGUGGGCCGUGCUGGUUCCCCGAGGUCAGUGAUGUGUUCAGGGGGUUCCACAGGCACGGGUGGGCUGUGCAACAUGUCGUCCUGUGUCUUCGUCCCUGCCGUGAGCCUCCCCAGCCCCUCCCAGCCCCUCACGACGUCUGCCCGUGACAGGCGGCGGCGGCGGCAGCGCGGUCAGCCUUACUCCCCUUCACGUUUCAGAACAAGCAGAGAGCUCUAUUUUUAGAAGAAAUAUGUUACUCUCAAUGAUGAAGCCAAACCUAUUAAAAGCAAAGAUGAUGGAGA